Molecule: messenger RNA, 13268 nt
Organism: Pocillopora meandrina
Lineage: Eukaryota; Metazoa; Cnidaria; Anthozoa; Scleractinia; Pocilloporidae
Source: the annotation of a GenBank genome assembly
UUUCAACAUGGCGUCAAUUUAUGAAUGAGUCGCUGUCGAACGGCUUUCACCGUUUUUCUAAAAUUAUUUGAAAGAGAUCAGAACGUCGUCACAGGUAAAGUACACCUUUGAAAAUAUCCACUUCUUGUGCCCGAACUUUUGAAUAGGAAGGAUCAAGAGAUAUCGAGCUAAUCAGCCUCUACCCGAGCGUAUGACUUAACACAUGCGAGCGGUGAAUUCGAGAAGCUUUUGCUGCGAUAUGAAACACGCCAAAGUUUUUAAUGUGUAUAUACUAAAAUGAAUUGAUAUAGCCUUCUACGCUACUUAGAUCGUCAUAUGAGCGAUUUCAUAGCCACAGGAGUAAUAUAAUUAUGCUUUUUGUCAUCAUGCACAUGCAUAUUGUUUGACUAUUGUACUAGCACUCUUUAUUUAUGUUAAAACUGCUCGUCGGCAUUGCGGAAGUAUUUAGAAUGAUAAGAAUGUCGUCACUUUUUUCAUAUAGCAAUUAGAUCAUUAACUAAGUAAUCUACAGAUUAUUAUCCUGAAUCUUGAUAACUGCCUAAGGUUAUAGGUUAAUUUUGAAGGUCAGCUUUGAGAUGCAUGUGUCUUUUAUCAUUCGUCAUGUACACUGUAGUCUCAAUGGUUUAAAUUUUCCUUUGUUUUCAAAUUUUUAAACCAGCAUGAUUCUGAAACAAAAAUACUUUGCCCUAAAUCUUUUGUCAUUAUUUAAGGCAUGGCAUGACAUUGUUUCUUUUUUAGGGGUUUCUAGGAGGGGUUUUACUUGGUUAAGACAUUCUUUCUAUGACACCAACCUUCCUAUUUACUGGGCUACUUAAGAACUUAGACUCAUGAACCUUUAAUAGUUCAUUUGACUCAAUUACAUAAACUCCUAGUGACUUCUGAAAGACUGGUACAUUCUCCCUCCAAAGUUGUCUUGAUUUCCUUUGUGAAACAGAGGAAGUUGUAAUGGUGCAUUGAAAGUCACCGAGGGUCUUGCUCAAUGCCAUUCUCAAAUUGUGUUUAUUAUUUUGAUUGCAGGUUUAAAGGGGAAAAAUCAUGUCAUCUUUGACUCCAACAAAUGCUUUUCCAAAUCCCCCAGUGCCCAUUCCUCGACCACCUGGGAGGGCAGGGAGAAGUACUCCUCGUCGAAGUUCUUCUCGGUCUAUUAAACGAAAAAAGUUUGAUGAUGAGUUGGUGGAGAGCAGUCUUAAGAAGGUGUCCAAACAAAGAGGUGAUGUCGUUGUCCUGGAAAAAGAAAUACAGAAAAGAACUUUGGUAAGGUCAGGGUUGAAGAUUAGAGCCAGUAGUUGGCAAAGUAUGCCAGCUUCUCUGCAAGGUUUCACCAGCUACUUUCAUUGCUUUGAGAGCCCGUACAGAGAUGAUGUUUAUCAGGUCUAAACUUGGGCUCAAUAAAAAUAUAAAUUUGCACUGCCUAUCUUUUCUGAAAACAUAAAAAGACUUCUGACUCAAGGUUAGUUUAAAAAUGUUCUGAUGGGGACUGUCUUUUUGAUAAAUCUUGCUGUGGUGGCAGGAAAGUACAAACGAUAUGACGUUUUGUCCACCAUAUUGGAUUUUGAGACCCACAACCAUUUACCUUUAAAAAAGCUCCGGCUACUUAAAACCUUAAAGAAAACCCUGAAGGUACAAAAGUGUAACUGUUGUUGAAUUCAGUCAAAGGUGGAUGUGGAUAAAGUGGACUAUAAAAUAGAAAAUCACAAUAUUGGCAAAUGUACAAAAGCUUUUGGAUAAAAAAAAAUGUGUCUGGCAAUUUGAUUGCUUUGUUCAAGGGGAUUUAAAGCUCCUUACUGCAAGUUCUUCUUGCUUCACUGUUCAUUUAUACUUCAUUUGAAAUAGUGGCCUGCUUCAGGUUAGGUAGACAUCUAGCUGAAGUCCUAUUGAUAGCCUUAAUAGAACCAAACCACAUCAUUCUUAACACUGCUGUUACAAAAUCCCAUCGCUCACCCCUGUUCUAGCAAAUUAAUUUUAUUCUGCCUUGGCACUUGAUCACAAAAUUAAAGCACCCUUCAAAUCAACAGAGGCAAACUUUGGUCCAGACCAAAAAAUUGCCCCAGCAUAUUGAUUGAUCCUUUGUAUCGGUUUCUUCAUUGAAGGGAAACCUCUUCAAAGGUCACUUUUACUGGUCCAAUGGUUGUCCCUCCCACCCCCAAUGGAUUUUCCUUUAAAUAAGCUUUCUUUUUUUUUAUCCUUUGCAUUGUUCACUUCAUUGAAGAGACACCUCAUUUCAAGGGACACUAUAAGUAGUCAUGAGGCUGUCCCCCCAAUGAAGUUUCCUUUGCAUGACCUUUUUAUAGUUUACCUUCAUUGAGGAGAAAACCUCUGUUCAGGGGACACUGUUAGUUCCAGGAGUGUCCCCUUGAUUCAAGUUGUCUCCUGUACUAAGACUUCUUUUAUGUGAAUUUUUUCAGCCCACAGGUAAAGGCUCCUCAAGGAAACAGAGAAAAAGCAAGGUUAGUAUCAUAAGUAUUAAUCAUAUCAUCAUAUAAUUAAAUUUAAAUAUUUUGAUACUGCAGGGUUACUCGUGGGAGUGAAAGUAUUAAUCUUUUAACCCCUAAGAGAGACCAGCCUCUAAUUUCUCCUUACAAUAUCACACCUGAAUCAAACAUUAGGGUGAUGAGAGUAAAGGAAAUGAUCACCAACUAAAGAAGCUCUUGAUUGUUAAAUAAAUUCUCCUUAUCAGCUCUUUAGGAAGUAUAUAAAGAAAAGUAUGGAGAAUAUUUCUACUGAUGUUGGGGUUACCUAUGACAGGACUGGCAUCCCAUCCAGGGGGGUAACAAAGCCCUUCGCCACUUCAUACUUCUGAAACUGGUAUAAACUCAGGCAAUUAGCCCACCAGGGUUGCACAGACUUAACCUUUUGCCUUUCUGUUUCUUCUUUCAUGAGAAUGUAAAUGACUUUUGUAUGUGUUUUUCACCCUUUUGAGAUUCACAUCUAAAUUCUCCUCACAAUGUGAGAAUCAAAUUAACAAAUAGAACCAAGGAAAUGAUCACCAACUAAAGAUACUCUUGAUUGUUAGAAAACUUCUCCUAGUAAGCACCUUAGUAAAUGUACAGAGAACAGUAUGGAGAAUAUGAUUACUGAUGUUAGAGUGUAAAGGGUUAAAAUGCUGUUUGGUCAUUUUGUAUUUGGUUUUUGGUAUCAUAAUGAAAAAUUGUUAUUCAUAUCAACAGAACCCUCAAGUGAAUAAAGACUUUGGAAGAUGGAGACCAGCAGAUGAUCUUGCCCUCAUUACAGGAGUUCAGCAGGUAAAACUGACAAGCAUUGUGGAGGGGAAACCUACAGUAAGAUUAACCCUUUAACUCCCAGAUCAAAUUUGUAACUCUCCUUACUGUCAACCAUUCAAUUCUUUAUAAUGUUAGUUCAGAGAAUUUAGUAUUGGAUCAACUAAUUAUCCCCAAAUUGAUUGUUUUCUGUAUUCUCAUCACUUCUCUGUUUGAUGUUGUAUUGAUAUUGUAAGGAGAAAUUCUGUCUUGGUCACUCAUGAGAGUUAAAGGGUUAAUGGUUAUCUGGGAGUUCAAGUUCAGCCAAUCCAAUUUUAAAAAAUCAUCCCCAUUGCUAUCAGUUUGCCCCUAAAUCUUGCAUCUUGUUUACUUAUGAAAAGCAGUGAAGACUCGCAGUUGGGGUGGAACUUCCAUAAAGCACUGUAAGAGAAGUGAACUUAAGACAGGGGUUAAGAGGAAUUUAAAGGGAGGGGAAACAGAAAGGAAGUUAAAAUUACACCUGAAGGGAUUGAAAACAGAAAAGAAGAAAAUAAAAAGUAUUGUUUUUACAAAAAUUACCCCAAGUAUUUAAAAAUGUUUUGAUAAUAGUUAAAUUUGGGAUCAAAAUAAAAUUGAAAUAUUGCUUGAUUUUAUUGAUAUUGUAAGGAGAAAUUCUGUCUCGGUCACUUGUGGGAGUGAAAGGGGUUAACCCUUAAGCCCUUAAGGGUGACCAGCAUCUACUCCUCACCUCAUCACUGGUGAAUCAAACAUAAAGAUUUUGAGAAAAAAGAGAUGAUCCCCAUCUAAAGAGGCUCUAGGUUGCUAAAGAAAUUCUCCUUGUCAGUGCCAAAAUAAAUAUACAGAGAAUAGUAUAGAGGAUAUACAGACUUAUGUUUGGUUGUACAGGGUUAAAGGACCACACCCACCAGGAAAAUUACAUAAAGCAGUAGUCUUAACUUUGAUGGACAUAUACAUCUGCAGUCACAUGUAUCCAAUACAGUGAUAAUAUUCUUUUCUAGACAAACGAUCUGACAGCUGUUUAUCUUGGGAUAAAGUUCUCUUGUCGAUUCACUCCAAAAGAAAUUCAAGAAAGAUGGUAUCAACUUCUUUAUGACCCAGUAGUGUCAAGGUUUGUGGUAUUCUUUGUCUUCCACAAGAUCUUAAACUUAUGGCUUCAAAGGAAGUUGACAGUCUUGACUCAAAGCUCCUUUCUUGAGUCUUUAAACUUUUAGAAUCAAGAAUCAUGUUUCAUGGCUGGAGUGGCAAUUUUUCAAGAAUCAAGAUGCUUGAAGAAUUUUUCAAGGAUCUCAAUCUGCAGUUUUUAAGAGAAGGAUUUGAUGAUCAAACGCAUAAAGAAUAGCUUGCACAUAUGAAAUGUUUUCAUUUCACACAAGACUCAAACUCCAGGCAAGCCCUUUCAUAGAGUUAAUGUUAGAUUUUAAUGUGAGCACAAGCUGUACACAUAUACGUAUGUGUCAUGGUUCAAAGGAUUCUUUGCUUCUCUCUUCAGUUGGCACUUAACAUUGAAAAAUUUCAUCAUUAUCUAUGGAAUUGAUUGAGAAAUUUCAUCAUCAUCUGUGGAAUCUAUUGAGAAAUUUCAUUAUUAUCUGCAGAAUCCAUUGAGAAAUUUCAUCAUUAUCUUUGGCAUCCAAUCACAGGUUGGCCACUACUGCUGUCAAACAGCUUCCUCCAGAUGUCAUUGCUGCAGCACAGAACAAUGCACUGUGGAAUAAAGAAGAGGAACUUAUCUUGGCAAAUGUGCCAGCAGUAAGCAAGAGUUACACAAUUACUGUGCAUUUAACCCUUUAAGCCCUUUAAAGAGUGACCAGCAUGUAAUUUCUCCUUACAGUAAUACUACUGAGUCCUUCAUUGAGAUCAUGAGAAUCAAGGAAAUGAUCGUCAAUCUAAGAAGCUUUGAUUAUUAAACCAAUUCUCCUUGUCAGUAGCAAAGGAAAUGAAUGGAGAAGAGUAUGAAGAAUAUGGAUACUGAUGUUAGGGUGUAAAUUGUUGCAGUUUGUGCAUCAUGAAAAAAUUUAAUUUUGUGAUCCAUUGAAAUUGUCUUCUUUUAGCUACAAUUGUUUCUCCUUUUGAUAUAGCCUUUUUCACAUUCCUCUUUGUUGUCAAACAAACAUUAUUUACAUGUUGUCUCUUUAAAGUUGAAGUUAAUUUUGAACAGCACAUUAACAACUUUGGAAUGAAUUCCAGUUGUUGUGGUGAUCUUAAAGUGUAACUGUUUGAAACUUUUACCCUAAAAAGGUAUCCUGAUAGUUUUUACAAAAAAAUGUCUGUGCUUUUCUCUUUUAGAACAGCCCAGCUUCUUUAGAAUUAUUCCAAGGUUUGUUGGAUAAAAACCCCUCAGUUUUUCACCAGUGUCGGUCAGCUAAGGCACUAAGAAAUCACUGGCUUCUGAUGCGCCAAUAUCAACUCCUCUCUGAUCAGACAGGUAAUAAUGUAUAAAUAAAAAAGUAAUUCAGUCAGCUUGUCAGCCACCCAGUCAUUAAUGUUUUAGUCAAUUAGGUACUUAGCUAGGCAGUCAUCAUGCAGUUGGUCUUCCUCCCAGUGAGUCUAUCAGUCUGUUGAUCAACCAUUCAAUUAUUCAGUCAUCAAGUCUGUCUGUCAGUCAGUCAGACUGUGCUCCAGUCAGUCCUCAUGCUGUGAGUCAGCUGGCCUGUCAGUUAGUUAAUCAGUCAGGCGGCCAGUUAGUUUUCAGUCAUCAGUCAACAAACCAUUAGACAGUCACUCAGUUAGUCAGUCAGUCAGCCAGUAUCCCAGAUUGACUUUCUAAACCUGACGGUUAAGAUUGACAUCACAAGCCAGCCAGUCAUUUCAUAAUCAUAUUUAUGGCACAAGUUCAGUUUUAUGUGAAAGGCCAUUCAGUGUCCCUCUUUCUUCAGUUUCCACAGCAGAGCAUGCAGUGAGUUUUUCUGAUGCCGAAGAACAGAUUAACGACGCUGAACUCUCGUAAGUACACGUACUGUGCUUGCAGAUUAUUGUACGGAUAAAAAAUCGAUACGUAGUUUCUGUAGUCAAGACCGUUGUUUCUUUUGUCACGCAACACGCUACCUCCCUCAUAGAGUGCGUUAUGUGAUAUGUCGUGUGAAGAAACCAAACAACGACUAUGAAAAAGACUUCUUUAUUAUGGAUUAUUAGAGUUUUUCCUAGAGAGCCUGGUAGAGACAUUUCAUUUGUUUUCUGACUGCUUAUUUGAUUGUCAUCUCCUUUUCAAUUUGAACAGAGAAACCAAGGACGAUAACCUAGAACAGGAACUUUCAUUGGCCGACAGACGAAACAAAAGAGAGAUACGUAUGUUAGAAGGGGAGAUUCCGUUGUGGCAAGUUAUCGUGGAAAAACUCAAUGCAGCCAGUAAGACGAUGCUUAAGUAUUCUUUAAUUGCACCCUAACAGUUGCAGAGUAGAAACAACCUACCGGUUUGUGCAUUGAACUCCAGUGGUCGAAAAGUCCUGAUGUUGGCUCUGGUUGGGUCAUUGUGCUGUAUUCUUGGACAAGACACUUAGUUCUCGUAGUCCUUUUCUCUGCUCAAGAAUUUCAAUGGUUACUCGCGAAAUAUCACUAUAGUUCUUAAAGAUACUCCUCUUCUUCCCUGCACUUAGUAUUUAUCACGUUUUUUUUAACAAUUUGCUAGGCCCAAUUAUUCUCUAAUGCGAAGUCUCGAGCAAGAACUUACAGUGAGAUAGCCGCUAUCUGGGGUUUAAACGUGGACUCCUACGGCCGGUUCACGAGGUCUAACUCGAACCACGGUUUUACGCAAUCAGUGGGCCUCAGGUUUUCUCUAUUAGAGGGUUGAUUUUAUUAGGUAAAUGUCCUUCCAUUGUCAGCUUUCGACCUACUUGACACUGUUCACAUAAAUAAAUGUUCAUAUGAAAGGUCUAGGUGAAUUUAGGACUGCUUAGGACACGGUUUUGUUUAACAAUGGCUGAAUUUUGAUCAAAUAACCGUCCCUUAGUCUUAAGACCAACAUGCUAUGCCAACAUGCCAUCACGAGUUCCAGUGCUGGAGACUGGUACCGAAUAGUCUGUCCGUGUCCACCUUCCCGUCAGAGCGUUUGUCCCUUUUUUUUAUAAUGAUUAACUUUAUUAGCAGCACCCUCAGUGGCUGCUAAUAUAUUGUCAUCUCUUCUCAGCGGGAGCCACCACAGUCACGCCAGCCAGCGAGUUUGAUUCCCACACACUUGCAGUGUUGAGAGGGCGACUGGUCAGAUACCUGAUGCGCUCCAGAGAGGUAAGUGGUAGAGCGGCGUAAGACUUUUUCUGAUAAGUAAUGGCGUGGGUCACUGUAGCACUUGUCGUUCACUCCUUAAAUCAUGGUCACUUGCGGAGCAGUUUUCAAGAAAUAGGCAUAAAACCAAAUGUUUAGCAGUAACAACCGCGUAACCUCUAUAAAAUACAGCGAUGAAAAUGCUUUUUUUACCCAAGGUUUCUCCACUCUGCACAUUAAUGGGACUUGUUUCCCUUUGGUUGUGAGUGCAACCCAUGCGUGCUCUUCUCUCUGUGAUUGGUCCAGAAAACUCACGCCACUCUCUCAACCAAUAAGAUGCAAUAAAGAUGCAAUAAAGAUGCAGUUUCCCGCGCUUUAGACAGUUUGCUUGUUUUCAUGUUGAGUUCUCAUUGGCUCUUAAAGGUAUUUUCCUUCCCUUAGAUUGGCAGUCGUGAUUAUUUUGGUUUUUGCUUUUACGACACUCAAUCGAAAAGCGCUCUAAACAGCUAAUCGUUGGGUGGCUUGCUAGUUGGAAUUUUAACCUAUCCACUCCCCAUUAAGUCAAUUUGUUUGUGUGGUUACCAUGUCUUAAAUUAUUGCACAAAUUAGCUAAUUUCGUCAACACACUUAUAGGGGUAUUUAUUUUGUUUGGCUACAGAUUACCGUCGGAAGAUCUACCGCUGACAAUCACGUUGAUGUUGAUUUGUCCCUAGAAGGACCAGCAUGGAAAAUAUCAAGGCGACAGGUAAGCGUUGCGUAGAAAAUGGAACUCUUAUAUGAUGUUAAAGUGAAAUGAUCAUCAGUUUUUUAAGAAUUCCCGCUAAGAAGACAACCGGACCGGCGCGACGCGGGCAAUUGGCGUACACGCAGUGACGCGCGCGAUCAAUGCGUUGUGAUUGGUAGUCUUUUAUUGGCCAGUCGCAUUUGUGUGAAAGUUUUUUGCCAAUUUUGUUUCGAAGAAUUGUUUUGUAACCACCUACGAACAAUAACUUAAAUACCACAUAAUAAUGCGUUUUGGAUAAGAGCGCUUUUCGAUUGAAUGUUGUGACACCAAGUAUUUAAAACUGCCAAUCAGGUCUAAAGUAAACAACGCAGAGAACGAAUAAGAACUUAAAAAAUUAUAGAUAUUUAUAUUACCUCCUUCAAGCGCGGGAAACUACGACGCGGGUCGCCAAGUCAAUUUCGGUUGAAAUUUUGAACCGGAUUCGCCGAGAAAGUGACGCAAGUUUUCUCCACGAAUCAUGAAGUGUAGAAAAGCAAAAUCGAUGCAUUCUUAGAUUCCUUUUGGCCCUCAAUGUAAAAUUGGUCCAACACCCUUAGCUUUAUCAAGUCACCUGAGUUUCAGGUAACUCGAAAAAGGUGCAAAAAUCAAGUGGAUCCAAGAAAAUUCAUCCUUCGGAAAGUCCUAUUGAGGAAUAAGUUGUUGUUUUAAUUCACAGGCGGUAAUCAAGCUUCGUAGCGAUGGUGAGUACUGUGUCAUCAACGAAGGUCGGAGGCCGCUGUACAUAGAUGGCAAGCCCGUCGUCAUUGGCGCGAAAGCGAGGCUCCACCAUAACUCCACUUUUGAGGUACCGUCAAAUGUGUUUAAUAUGUAGAUUUAUGUGAACAGCAGACAAAAAAAUUUGGAUUUCUACCGUCUGCUUUGCAUUUGUUGUGAAUAGUAGGCUUUUGACUGUUUUCCCGUUCGAUCUCUUCAAGUAUUGUAUCAUAAGUGUUAAGUAAGCCAAAUCAGAGAUUAAUUUAGUUUACAUUGCUGGCUGUUUUGUGGGAUUUUUAUACGGUAGAGCCCUGGAAAUGAGCGGCAAGGCCGCAAGAGGACUGGGAAAGUCACGGCAGAGCUUCCAUUUCUUGGAGCGCCCGAAGAAAGCACCAGCUGCGCAGCUAAUUUUAACAUUCGUGUUUGUUUCAAAGGUAGCUUUUUAUCCGUCGUUUGUUUACUUGCCUUUCAAAUCACGACGACCAAAGAGGAAGAAAGAAGUCGUUUGUUAGAUCCUCAAUCGGAUAUUAAAAUAGGAUAUUGAUUGUUUUGCAAGGUUCCGAAUAAUUCUUCUUUUUUUUGCGAUGAGCAAAUUUGCCUUUGACGUUAUGGGAAGCAGAAAAAAUUUUAGUUUGGUUAGAGAGAAAAACACCAAAGAGGUAGCAUUUAACAAAGAAGGAGCAAAGAUGAUAUAGGACUGAGGGAAUUCGGCGGAGAUGACGCAGUUGCUUUUGAUAGGUAAUUAAUUAAAGGGGACAUCCUCGUGACUGCUUGUCAAUCUUAUGGCAAUUUAUUGGAAAAUCUUUGUCAAACUUUAGGCUAAACACACGGAGACGCCGACAAAUAGCUUUGUUUUUCAUUACAAGGUUAGAUAAAGCUACUGAGGCUGCGCCUUUUAGAACAGCUGUGUUUACGGUAUAGCAGAGAGUCAUCUCCCCAGAUAGGAACUCGAUUAAGAUAGUGUCCUUAGGCUAAACAGGUGUUUUUUUUUGUAGUUGCAAGUGAAAAAUUGACUGUAGUUUCGCUUGUAACUCAUUUUUUGUUGUGUACUCGAAGCAAUAAGAGAAGUGCGAUAAGAAGGAGGUUUUUAAUUGUACAUCUAUAGUUAGAAAGCUUUUCCUCAGUCUUUGGGUCUGGAUCAAAAUAUGCCUUCGCCCAGUAAUGGCUCAUAUUUUUUAACGAAUGACACGUUCGCGUACCGGCCAGUAACAGCAACGACGGUGCUCUUUUCGUUUAUGAUAACUAUCGGAGCACCAGGGAACAUACUUCUUUUGCUAGCGAUAGGUCGCCGUCAGCCGUCGAGAGCCCCAUAUUUCUAUAUGCUUUUCUCUAUCGCCUUGGCAGACCUAGGAAUGGCUAUGAUUGCAGCCCCUCAGCGAAUCAUGGAGAAUUAUACAGGUUGGCCUUUCGGAAGUUUCAUGUGCAAAUUCCUUGUUUCCAUUCAAGAGCUUUUCGUCUCCGUAUCAGUCAUGACUCAUACGACGAUAGCGCUGGAGAGGUACCGGACAAUUCAACAGCCCUUUAACAAACGAAUUAACCAGAGAACGGCAAAGUUUUUGGUAGCUUUCAUUUGGUUAGGCUGUUACGUGUCUGCGGCCUUACCCCAAGCUGUUAUACUUGAGCUCUAUAGAGGACCUGAUGGCAGAGUUUACUGCACUCCGGAGUUCCCAUCGGAUGAAUUCCGCCGCGUGUACGAAGUUUACCUCGUCGUGUUGUUCAUCACGGUUCCUCUAUUCAUACAGUCGUGGUGUUACGUGAACGUAUUCAUUGUCGUUAACCGAGAACUAAAACGUGCCUCCGAAGGAAACGCUAACAGAAAGGACAUUCUGAAACGAAUCAAGAAAAAGAUUCACGUGGUGAAAGUCCUGGUGUGUCUUGUUGCUGUUUUCCAGUGUUGUUCAAUUCCUCGCGGUGUUUUGAUGCUGAUAAGGGAAUUCGAAGAUGAUGUCGCAAUGGCAACGAACCAGGUUUUCCUCUCCGCUGACGCCGUUUGCCUUUUUGCAUAUUAUGUUAAGCAUACGGUGAACCCGGUUAUUUUGUGGAGUACAAGUAAAGAGUUUCGAUUGUGCUGAAGAAAGUUGUCAUAUUAUAACAGACACGUUGAACUACACACUCAUACCGAUUUCAACUCAUUUUUGCUGUGGAUGUUUUUCACAUAAAUUGAAACGAAAACCACAAUGCUUAGAACACCGUUCUUAGUUUUUUCUUUACAGGGGCGGCGGGGGGUAAGGUGUUCCCAUUAUGCUGGUAAAGAGGGUUUGAGUUGUAAGGUAUUUGGUGACCUAAAAUCAUGAUAUGAUCGCCAGAAACACUUAACAAAUAUAGAAGCCUUGAUUGUGCUCUGUUCUGUUUUAAAGCGGCGGGAAGCGGCUAGAGCACGAAAGAAGUGUAGGGAAAAACACGAGACGCUCUUCCAACCAAUGGCAGCGUGUGUUAUAUGCGAACUUUAUUAGUAUAGGUAACAACAUGAUUUCGAGUGCAAUUUGUUGUUAUAUCAUAGCUCUGUCUCGAUUGAGAUAGACCUUUUGGAGCUCAAAAUGAAAAUAAAACAUGCUAAAUGAUACUCGUUUCGAAAAACAAUGACCAUGUAGUUCUUUCAAGCGAGGAAAUUAGUAUUGGAGUUGACGAUACUUCAUUCCCAAACACGAUGCGAAUUAGAGCUGAAAGCAAAACUAAGCUUUCUGACUUCAACUGAGGCUUUGCGGCGACCUUGGGUAAUCUUCAUUAAACGGUAAAUAUUUGCGUGCACUUAAAUUGUUGCGUUUCGACAUCAUCAUUCCCAAAGAGGGGUCUUCUGAAAUAUACCUUUUACUCUUCCUUUUUUGGUCAAGCUCUCAAGACUAUAUAACAUGUGGAAAACGGAAUAGAUGUUGCAGUUAUUUGCAUUUGGCAGAAAAAUUUUGUUACCGGCCGCGCUUCAAAAUGCCUUGAAUCUUAUUUCAUCUUUGUUUUGUUAGUGAUUGCUUCUUUUUUUCCUCUUCCUUAUCAAACUAACACUGUAUGCUUUCCUUUAAGUCAAAAGUUGAUUUUGCUCAUCGUAAAAAAAAACAUAAAUCAUUAGAACCCGGCGAAACUAUUGAUAUCCCAUUUCUGAUUCUGAUUCAAGAUCUAACUAACUACUUCCUCCUUCCUGGUUGUUAUGGUUUAACCUUUUAACUCCCAGAAGUGAUGAACAUGUAACUUCUCUCAAAAAUAUCCAUACAUUAUGCAGCAAACAGGUAAUGAGAACUCUAAAAUUUACUAGGGAUAAGUUUUUCUAUCUUCAUCUGACACCAAAUUCUUGUAACUAAUUUACUAGAAAAUGUGCAGCUGCUAAAGAGGAGAAUUAAUAAUCAAAAAAAGGGAGUGAAAAAACAAGGAAACAAAAGAUAUUAAAAAAUAAUUCAAAUAGUACGCGCGCUCUGAUUGGCCAUAAAACCAUUUUACAUGAGUGUAUGUAAAUACGGUUUUCGUUCCUCUUUUAUUAGUUAUUUUAUAAAAGAAAUGUAAAAUGGUUUCCGUGUUUACAUAGCCUGAUGUAAACACGCGGGAGGUUGGGAGAACACUCGAUAAGCUGGAAACCACUCCGCUUUGCCUCGUGGUUUCCUACGCUUAUCUCGUGUUCUCCCAACCUCCCGCGUGUUUAUAUUAGGCUAUGUAAACACGGAAACCAUUUUACAUUUCUCCAGUCAAAAAGUCAUCUUUGCAGUCAACACGAACGCGAAAAAUUAAUCUUGACUUAACGCAGCUGGCGAUUUUUUUGGGCGCGCGAUGAAAAUGAGGUUAAAUGAAGGAUUAAAUUUAAUUACAAGCUUUUUUUUUUUUGACUGCGUUUCAACCCAUUUAAUGCUACAUUAGCUACCACAAAUUCAUUUGGAAACCAAACAAAACGAAAUGCUGGCAACCAAAAUGAUUUGAGAGAGAGAGAAAAGAGAAGAUAAUAAAGUUAUUGUUCGGCUUGAUUUGCUCUAAAAUACUUCACUUAAAAGAAAAAAAAAACUUUCCAACUGGUAAAACAAAAUAUAUUCAUGAAAAAUGGCAACGAAGCUAAGGUGAAAUCGGGGACUCACGACACUGUUACCGUGCCCGUUGGCAGAGUUAGGAAAAUCCGGACCACGCUAGGAACCAAUCAGAUGGCAGGAUUUGUUACCGUGUCCUCUCUACUUUAACUUUACUUUAUCCCCGAGUUUGAAUUAAAAGUUGUGAGCACAUGGCCUUGAUGAUAAAGUUCUUGAAUAUUCAGCUCUUUUGAUCGUAGAUUCACUUUUUCUUUUACAGAUUUGUGGUCUUCGCUUCGUGUUCCUGAUAAACCAAGAUCUUCCGGGAGCCACAAAGGAAGUUAAACAACCGACACCAGCCCAGCAAGGAAAGGUUGCGUAAAAUUACGUUGAAAGUGCUUC